AUGGACAUUCAAGUAGAUGAAGCAGUUUUACAAAAGGCCAAGGCGCUUCAACAAGCAAACGAAGAAGAGAUAAAAUUGAAAAAAUUAAAACCACAAUCAGAGGGAUUACUAACUCCAAAGUGCAACCUCCUUCAGGUGACCGAUAAGAGUUGUAGAAGUAGAGUACGAAUCUGUAAGGUGUUAAAUGUCCCCAAAAGUGAAACUGAAUUUAAUGAUUCUUUGAGGAAAAAUGAAUACAUAGAUCAGAUAAUUACCGUGUGUGGUUGGAGCAAAGCUGUGAGGAAGCAAGGAGGAGGUAGGUUCUGUUUUGUGAACCUAAAUGAUGGUUCUUGCCAUUUAAAUUUACAAGUAAUUGUUGACCAAUCUAUAGAGAACUACGAGAAAUUACUGAAGUGUGGAGUUGGGUGUUGCUUCCGAUUCACAGGGACGUUAAUAAUCUCUCCUGUCCAAAAUGAAGAGAAAAAAGGACUCUUAAAGGAAAAUGUGGAAUUGACAUUGAAGGAUAAUUCUAUUCAUAACUUUGAGAUUUAUGGAGAAAAUUUAGAUCCUCAGAAGUAUCCACUUUCGAAGAAGAAUCAUGGGAAAGAAUUCUUACGAGAAGUAGCUCACUUAAGACCACGAAGUUACUUCAUUAGCUCAGUUAUUAGGGGUGGUGGGGAGAUGUUCACUGUGACGACGCUUUUGGGGGAGGAUGCUGAUUAUAGUGCCAUUCCUCGGGUGAAGAAGCAGACCAAGGAGGGGAAGAAGCGGGAGGACGCUGUGGCCGCUGUGGCUGCUGUGGCCGCAGGGGUCGGGGGAGAUGGCCAUGGGAACGGAUGUAACAGUGCAGAUGGUCAUGGUACUCAACCCGCACAGUACCUGAUCGACUACAAGAAGGACUUCUUCAGCAAGCAGGCCUUCCUCACAGUGAGUGGUCAGUUAUCCUUAGAGAAUAUGUGCUCCUCCAUGGGGGAUGUAUACACCUUUGGACCCACCUUCCGAGCGGAAAAUUCACACACUUCGAGACAUUUGGCGGAGUUCUGGAUGAUAGAACCAGAAAUAGCAUUCGCAGAUCUAUACGACAAUAUGGAGUUGGCCGAGUCAUACAUCAAAUACUGCAUAGGGUAUGUGCUCAACAACCAUUUCGAUGACAUAUAUUACUUCGAGGAAAAUGUCGAGAAGGGUUUAAUCAGUAGACUCAGAAAUAUAUUUAGUGAAGACUUUGCGAAGAUAACCUACACAAAUGUGAUCGACCUUUUGUUACCCUACUCGGAUAAAUUUGACGUGCCGGUGAAAUGGGGAAUGGAUUUACAGUCGGAGCACGAACGGUUUGUAGCGGAACAGAUUUUUAAAAAGCCUGUCAUUGUGUAUAACUACCCUAAGGACUUAAAAGCAUUCUAUAUGAAAUUAAAUGAGGACAAGAAAACAGUUGCUGCUAUGGAUGUACUGGCCCCCAAAAUUGGAGAAGUUAUUGGUGGAUCCCAAAGAGAGGAUAAUUUGGAACUUCUAGACAAAAUGAUUAUUGAGAAGAAGCUGAACAUGGAGAGCUACUGGUGGUAUAGGCAGCUUCGGAAAUUCGGUUCGCACCCGCAUGCCGGUUUCGGCCUGGGGUUUGAGAGACUCAUUAUGCUCGUCACCGGGGUGGACAACAUUAAGGACACCAUUCCGUUUCCGCGCUACCCUGGCCACGCGGAGUUCUGA
Messenger RNA from Plasmodium cynomolgi strain B, 1680 nucleotides. RefSeq names its product asparagine - tRNA ligase. Gene Ontology annotation, cellular component: mitochondrion. Bases 1 to 1680 code for a protein of 559 amino acids. The transcript has 2 exons. Gene Ontology annotation, biological process: asparaginyl-tRNA aminoacylation. Lineage: Eukaryota; Apicomplexa; Aconoidasida; Haemosporida; Plasmodiidae. The record is from RefSeq and is a predicted model, not a curated record. Gene Ontology annotation, molecular function: asparagine-tRNA ligase activity; ATP binding.